UCCGGCUGCCUUGUCAGCCUGGUGCGGACGGGUGCAUGUGGGCGAUCCGGUCGCUGCUGCGUCCCUUUGGCCUGCGCACCAUGUCGCAGGGUUCGGCUCGUCGGCCGCGGCCGCCCAAAGACCCGCUGCGACACCUGCGCACGCGGGAGAAGCGCGGCCCGGGCUGGGGGCCCGGGGGCCCGAACACCGUGUACCUGCAGGUGGUGGCGGCAGGCGGCCGGGACGCAGGCGCCGCUCUCUACGUCUUCUCGGAGUACAACAGGUACCUUUUUAACUGCGGAGAAGGCGUCCAGCGACUUAUGCAGGAACACAAGCUGAAAGUGGCUCGCUUGGACAACAUAUUUCUGACUCGAAUGCAUUGGUCAAAUGUUGGGGGCUUGUGUGGAAUGAUUCUGACUUUAAAGGAAACCGGGCUUCCUAAAUGCGUUCUUUCUGGACCUCCACAACUGGAAAAGUAUCUAGAGGCAAUCAAAAUAUUUUCUGGUCCAUUGAAGGGAAUAGACCUGGCUGUGCGGCCUCACUCUGCUCCAGAAUACAAGGAUGAGACCAUGACUGUUUACCAGGUCCCUAUCCACGGUGAACAGAGGUGUGUCAAGCAACAGCCAGUGCAGAGCCCGAAAAGGUCUCCCAACAGGCUCAGUCCUGAUCAGUCUUCAUCAGACUCCGGAUCCACUGAAAAUGGCCAGGACUUUCCAGACAGCGGCAGUGCAGGUGUCAACAGGAAAGCAGGUGGCAGGGACCCUUCCUUAGUGGUAGCUUUUGUCUGCAAGCUUCACUUGAGGAAAGGAAACUUCUUGGUGCUUAAAGCAAAGGAGCUGGGCCUUCCUGUUGGGACAGCCGCCAUUGCACCCAUCAUUGCUGCUGUCAAGGACGGGAAGAGUAUCACAUACGAAGGAAGGGAGAUUGCUGCUGAAGAGCUUUGCACUCCCGCAGAUCCUGGUCUUGUAUUUAUUGUGGUAGAAUGUCCUGAUGAAGGAUUCAUCCAGCCCAUCUGUGAGAAUGACACCUUUAAAAGGUACCAGGGAGAGGCCGAUGCACCCGUGGCCCUGGUGACCCACAUUGCCCCAGAAUCUGUACUUACUGACAGGAGGUACCAGCAGUGGAUGGAGAGGUUUGGGCCUGACACACAGCACCUGAUUCUGAAUGAGAAUUGUCCAUCGAUCCACAACCUGCGCAGCCACAAGAUCCAGACACAGCUCAGCCUCAUCCACCCUGACAUCUUCCCCCGCCUCACCAGCUCCUACAGUAAGGAGGAACGCUCUGCCCUCAGCAUGCCCACAGUUCGGGGUGAAUGCCUUCUCAAGUAUCAGCUGCGCCCCAAGAGAGAGUGGCAGAGGGAUACCACACUCACCUGCAAUACUGAUGAAUUCAUAGCUGAGGCAUUGGAGCUUCCCAAUUUCCAGGAGAGAGUGCAGGAGUAUAAGAAAAGCAUGCAGGAAAGCCCAGCCCCAGCAGAGAAAGGACGCCAGUAUCCUGAAAUCAUCUUCCUGGGUACGGGGUCUGCCAUCCCAAUGAAGAUCCGAAAUGUCAGCUCCACACUCAUCAACCUAAGCCCUGACAAGUCUGUGCUUCUGGAUUGUGGGGAAGGCACUUUUGGGCAACUGUGCCGUCAUUAUGGACAACAGAUAGACAGAAUCCUGUGCAACCUUGCUGCUGUGUUUGUGUCCCACCUGCAUGCGGACCACCACACGGGCUUACUGAAUAUCCUGCUGCAGAGAGAGCACGCCUUGGCGUCUCUGGGGAAACCUUUCCAGCCUUUGCUCGUGGUGGCCCCUACCCAGCUCAGGGCCUGGCUGCAGCAAUAUCACAACCAAUGCCAGGAGAUUCUGCACCACAUCAGUAUGAUUCCUGCCAAAUGCCUUCAGAAAGGGGCAGAGGUCUCCAGUCCCUCAGUUGAAAGGCUGAUCAGCUUGCUGUUGGAAACGUGUGACUUAGAAGCAUUUCAGACUUGCCUGGUUCGGCACUGCAAGCAUGCAUUUGGCUGUGCGAUGGUACACUCAUCUGGCUGGAAAGUGGUCUACUCGGGGGACACCAUGCCCUGCGAGGCUCUGGUCCAGAUGGGGAAGGAUGCCAACCUCCUGAUACACGAAGCCACCCUAGAAGAUGGCUUGGAAGAGGAAGCGGUGGAAAAGACACACAGCACCACCUCCCAGGCUAUUGAUGUGGGGAUGCGGAUGAAUGCAGAGUUCAUCAUGCUAAACCACUUCAGUCAGCGGUAUGCCAAGAUCCCACUUUUCAGCCCCGACUUCAACGAGAAAGUCGGCAUUGCCUUUGACCACAUGAAGGUCUGUUUUGGAGACUUCCCAACAGUGCCCAAGCUGAUUCCCCCACUGAAGGCCCUGUUUGCAGAUGACAUUGAAGAGAUGGUGGAGCGUAGGGAGAAGCGGGAGCUACGGCUGGUGCGAGCAGCCCUCCUGAGCCAGCAGGCACAAAGCCCAGAGGACAGAGAACCCCAGCAGAAGCGGGCCCACACAGAGGAGCCGCACAGCCCACAGAGCAAGAAGGUCAGAGCCCAGUGAAGGUCUAAGCCAGCCUGGACUGAAAGCUGUGUCCUCUGCCCUCUAUGGGAGCCACAUCCAUCAUCCUGGCGGGAACACACGAUCUAGGCAGGAAGCAGCGUGGAAUCAGUAUGCAGUCCUCUAUGGCCAUGGCUGGGGGAGCACCAUCAGCCAGGUGCCUCCCAUGCCUAGAGGAGAACACAGCGGCAGGACAGGAGGCCACCCAAUGGAAGACAAGGAAGCCAG
This is a messenger RNA of Acomys russatus (golden spiny mouse), 2744 nucleotides long. RefSeq names its product elaC ribonuclease Z 2 (gene Elac2). The record is from RefSeq and is a predicted model, not a curated record. Gene Ontology annotation, biological process: mitochondrial tRNA 3'-end processing. The transcript is spliced from 24 exons. NCBI's taxonomy places the organism in Eukaryota, Metazoa, Chordata, Mammalia, Rodentia, Muridae. Gene Ontology annotation, molecular function: 3'-tRNA processing endoribonuclease activity. The coding region runs from base 36 to 2519 and encodes 827 amino acids. Gene Ontology annotation, cellular component: mitochondrion.